CUAGUAUGACAUAAAUUCAAAUGCCCAUCUAAACAAUAUGCAUUUAAAAUAAACUUGACAGAAACGCUUUAACUAGGGAUAUGAAACAAAAAAUGAAUGGCGUAUUUAAUUAUAGAAUAUGUUUAAUGUCUUCAAGAUGUAGAAUAAUUCCAUUAGUGCAACGGUUUUACAGCAAUGAUUUUGAAAAGAAGUUUACGGAUUCUCAAAAAGAGAAAAUAUUGCAGGUUAUAAAUGAGGAUAGUGGUUCCUUGUCUAGGUAUGAAAUUAGUAAAGCUAGAUUAAGAAAACUCUCAGAUUGGCUUGGGAAGAACGGUCAAAUUCAAGCAAUAUCAGAUAUAAAAAGUGUAGACACCUUUACAGAGAAACUCGCCAUGAAGUUAUGUAAUAGUAUAUUAGAUGGACCAAAGGUGGAAAACAAUAAUCUGAUCAAAAGCAUUAAAGGACAAAUACUUCAACCAUCUUUAAGUGAAAGUAUACGACAGUCUUGCAAAUCUGUGGUAGCAGUGGACAUAACUGUCAAUUCAGUUUGUUGGGUUCAGAUAAAUAAAGAAAACUAUGAAGUAAAUGAAUGGAAAUAUUAUAACAUUGACUAUCCAAAUGCUAAGAAGUUGCAAAUUACAGAUAUACUGGAUAUUGCCUGGGAUAUAACCAAAAGACUUCCAGUUGCCGACAUAUAUGUUAUGAAGGCUGAGGCAAGAAGUCUGCGAGCGUCUGGAAGUGAUCCGAAUAAUCCAAAAGUUCUAGGGGUCAAUUUACAGAAAGCACAACUUGUUGCAAUGAUUGUUGCACUUAUUAAUGCUAAAAAUAUUGAUGUUAAAUUAAGUAGUAAUAGUGAAGAAACAACGCAAGAUUUUACACAGAGAGUCUAUUUCUUAAGACCAACUCUUCCAUAUAGGUUAUAUGGCACAUUAGUUGGUAAUGAGCAUGUUUCAACUGAACAGACGGUUGAAAAUUUACUUCAAGAAGCGAGCCAAGAAAAAACGACCUCUCACGUCAAUGUUCCGGUACGGAUAGUUACCAUGUUUAGAAAUCAAAAAGACUUAAGAAAAGAUAUGCUCGGCCAAUGUUUGUUGUUGGCACUUACUUUUAUGGAUAUAUGUAUUUAUUUAAAUAAAGAAAGUAUAACAAAACUGUUAAAACGUGGCGAGUAAUUCAGCUAUUAUUGUUAAUAAAUUAUAGUUUGUAAUA
Molecule: messenger RNA, 1188 nt
Organism: Nymphalis io (European peacock)
Lineage: Eukaryota; Metazoa; Arthropoda; Insecta; Lepidoptera; Nymphalidae
Exons: 7
Coding region: 81-1151 (356 amino acids)
Biological process (GO): transcription elongation by mitochondrial RNA polymerase; mitochondrial transcription
Cellular component (GO): mitochondrial nucleoid
Molecular function (GO): DNA polymerase processivity factor activity
Source: RefSeq, a predicted model, not a curated record